GCUGGUCGACGCAAGCUCGCCAUCGUGCUUAUUCGCGUGUGCCUUCCGCUUCGGGUGAACGGUCGAGAAGUCAUGACUCAGUUACACAGAUAUUAUCACCAUCAGUUAAAACCUCAAUACAUAAAACAAUUCACAUCGAAUGACGGUCUACAAUAAACGAAAUACAAAAUAAAAUAUUUCACAUAAAAAUGCUCAUUCAAAAAUAGAUCCAAGUUUGGUAAAUCCACGACCUUUUCGAAUCGUGUGGUAUGCCCAAAACCCGGCUUCUGAACACGAAACUCAUCCAUGCCCAUAAUAGAAAUUUUCAAAAUGAAUGUCAAAUGAACAAGUGUAAGGAAUUUGGAUGCAUAGUAAACAGCAUCCAUCUCCGAAAAUGGCUGAUAGGACUAAUAAUAUUCUUACUGACAUAUUUAAUUGCAAUAAAUAGUGUAACUAUACGACAAUUUAGGGUUAUACCAAUCGCAAAUAACACUAAUCCCGGAAACUACGUUGAAAUAAGGCCUCAUUUUUUAACAUUUAAAAACUCUGGAUUUUUAGUAAAAAAUAAGGGAUGUAGAAUUCCUAAUUUAGAUCCAUUUGACCCCGCGAUUCAAAAAUAUAUAGAAAAAGCAAGUCCCAUUAAUUGCGAAUUUGGAAACUACUUGCCACUAAUUGAAUCAAAUAAUACGGCGAUUUUCGUUAAUCCAGAAUCCAAGGCUCAUUUCUACAAUAAGACUGAAGUGGUCGACUGCUGCUGGAUACCAUUUUCGAGGUCCAAAAAUAAAGAUAAUGCUGUUGUAUACGAUAAAGACUGUCACCGCUUCCAAGAUUCAGUGACUAUCACUGAAGAAUUCAUCAAAGUCAUAUGCUCAAAAAACAACGAAGUCAUCUACCGCGACUAUCACGCAUUUUUGCCUCGCAAAGCAAAGGUCGAAGCAAGAUGUCUCAAGGCGACAAAACCGGACCUAGAAACACCUUACCUCAGCAUCCUAAUUGUAGGAUUAGAUGCCAUUUCAAGGCUCAACUUCCACAGGACAAUGCCAAAGACACUAAAAUCUCUCCAAGAUCUCGGAGCUGUGGAAAUGGUUGGCUACAACAAAGUAGCAGACAACACCUAUCCAAACCUAGUACCUGUGCUGUCCGGACUCUCCAAAAAAGAAUUCCAAAACACCUGCUGGACCGACCACAAAAAGCCAUUCGACGACUGUCCCUUUAUCUGGAAGAAUUUCAGUUCCUCUGGCUUCCGGACAAUCUUCGGAGAAGACGCUUGUGAAAUUACAACCUUCAACUAUCUGAAGCCAGGCUUCAGAGUUCAACCAACAGACUACUACCUCCGACCUUUCUGUGUCGCAGCAGAAAACGACAUCGGGAACAGCCACAAGCUAAACGCAAAACUCUGCCUGGGAACGAGAAAAAACUUUGACACCCUUCUUCAGUAUACUCAUAAGGUAGCUCUAGAGUUCAAAAACGACCCCUACUUUGCUUUUUUCUGGCAAACCAGUUUGAGUCAUGACUUCCUCGAGUUUCCUCAACUAGGGGAUGAUUCUUACAGUGAUUUUGUCAAGAGUCUUAAACUGGAAAAGCUCCUCGAGAAUUCCGCUUUGAUCAUGAUGAGUGAUCAUGGCAUGAGAUGGGGAUCAUUUCGUCAGACUUAUCAAGGUCGACUUGAAGACAGUCUUCCGUUCGUCUUUCUGGUGUUGCCAGACUGGUGGAAGGAGAGAUUUCCAGUGGCCUGGGGAAAUUUAAGAAGAAACUCAAGAAGCCUGACAACACCUUUUGAUCUUCACGAGACCUUGCAAGACUUGUUGGAUCCUCAACGGCUGAAGGAAGAGUUCGUGAGGAAGAGGAUUGAAGAUCUGGCCCAGAAAAUUACCAGGGGAAUCAGCUGGUUCCUUCCGAUUCCGGAUCAUCGAACAUGCUCCGUGGCUGAUAUACCUGAGCACUGGUGUAUGUGUCAUGGAAGCAACAAUGUUUCUCUGACUGAUCCUAAUUUGCAGAAGAGCGUCAAAUUUCUAAUAGAUGAACUGAAUCGAAUGCUCAAGAAAUAUCCGCAGUGUGCUGUUCUGAAGCUCAAGAAACUUGUAGAUGCGAAGAUGUGGAGUGACAAGGAAGACGGGGAAGAAGGAAAAGCACCUUGGAUUGAUUUCACUACAACUUUGGAAACUGAACCGGGUGGUGCAAUUUUCGAAGGGUCGGUGAGAUACAGAAUUGAUGAUGGGAAGAUGAAAAUGAUGGGGUCUGUGAGCAGACUGAAUGCCUAUGGGAAGCAGAGUGCCUGUGUCGACGACUUCAACAUGCGUUUAUAUUGUUAUUGCUUCUAGGAUCAGAUGUACAUAUCUGGAGAGAAAUGUGAUAUUUUGUA
Messenger RNA from Belonocnema kinseyi, 2341 nucleotides. RefSeq lists its product as uncharacterized. The record is from RefSeq and is a predicted model, not a curated record. The transcript has 5 exons. NCBI's taxonomy places the organism in Eukaryota, Metazoa, Arthropoda, Insecta, Hymenoptera, Cynipidae. The coding region runs from base 249 to 2300 and encodes 683 amino acids.